This is a messenger RNA of Penaeus chinensis, 1554 nucleotides long. RefSeq lists its product as uncharacterized. Gene Ontology annotation, molecular function: zinc ion binding; nucleic acid binding. The record is from RefSeq and is a predicted model, not a curated record. The transcript has 7 exons. The coding region runs from base 1 to 1554 and encodes 517 amino acids. NCBI's taxonomy places the organism in Eukaryota, Metazoa, Arthropoda, Malacostraca, Decapoda, Penaeidae.
AUGAGUUCUCUUGUUGAUAUUUUAAGAGAAGCUCAGGCGCUUGGAAUGAGCCCUGAUGCAGUUCAGCAAUUAGUUGAAGAAGAGCAGAAAUUAGCUAAAGAUAAAGCCGAAAGGGAAGAGCGGGCAGCUGAACGAGAAAUUAAGAAAUUAGAGCUCGAGUUAAAAGAAGCGGAGAAGCGUAGAGCUCAUGAAUCGCAUUUAGCUGAAUUGCGUUCUCCUGGCGAAAGAAGUGAAACGGUUGAUGAUGCAAGUGCGAGUAAGAGUGUAAAUGCUAAUUUAUAUGAUGGCCUUAGACUUCCUACAUUUAACGACGGGCAAGAUGAUAUAGAUUCUUAUCUACUUAGAUUUGAACGUUUAGCUCUCUUGCAUAAUUGGAAGAAAGAUGAGUAUCACGUAUAUUUGGGAUCUUUAUUAAGAGGCCGUGCACUUAAAGUAUAUGUAUCUCUGCCUGAAGAAAUUGUUAAUGAUUUUGAAAAACUUAAGUCUGCUCUUUUAAGAAGUUACUCGGUUGAUUCCGAAAUGUAUAGGAGGAAAUUUAGGGAGUCUAAAUGUACUGAUAAAGAAUCUUAUGUGCAACUUUUAGUCCGAAUGGAGCAAUAUUUAGAAAGAUGGAUUUCUCUUAGUAGUGUUCGUAAAAGUUAUGAUUCUCUUUUUGAUUUUAUGAUUAGGGAACAGUUUCUUUGUAGUUGUAAUUCUGAUUUACGUGUUUUUCUCAAAGAACGCGAAUUUUCCAGCGCAACUGAGAUGGCCGAAGCAGCCGACAGGUAUAGAAGUGCUCAUUUGUAUCGCGGCAAAGCACUGAAGUUUCCUCAGCAUAAACCUUUCAGCCAGUCUAAGGAUACGAGAACUAAUGAUGAAAUUGUUUGUCAUGCUUGUGGUAAAAACGGACAUAUCAAACCAAACUGCCCUGAUAAUCCAAGGAAUUUCAGAGGUGUGAAGAUCCCGAACCAAUCCUGUCCUGAAGACCCAAGUCCUGCUACUUCCGAUGUGGCUACCUUAACAUCCUGCGUUAGUCCUGACCCCUGUAAACCCCCUGAAGAUCCUGACCUCUGUGACCUACCUAAGCCACCUUCCUGUGACCUAACCAAUUUCCCUGACAAGCCUACAUUUCCCUUUUACACUGGAAGUAAGCAGCCUUUUUGUUGUGCAUGUGAUACCUGGGGACCUAAAACCAAGAACUGCAGUGCUUAUGCGUUACGCCCCCUUCUUUAUCAAGCAGUAUUUCAAAAAGCGAUGGGCCUGACCGACACGUCCUUGAGGAGCUCUGAGUGCUUGUUCAUAAGUAUUGUUGCUGUUAUUGUAAGUUCAGACACCACCUUUGGCUUGAGCAUCGUGUACGUGCUUGACCUCUCUUAUCUCAUAUGGGCAUUACAGUUUCAGAAUGGAGGGAACAUCGUCAUUGACAUGGUGAUCUUUUCGAAUUCUGAAUACAGAUGGAGGGUUCAUCCCAGUCAGUGUUCAAAUAAAAUCGUCAGAUCUCUAAAACAAAAUCAUAAUCAAAGACUUCGCAACAAAUUUGAGCCUCUCCAGCAUAACCGUAUUACUGGAGGAUGA